AUGGGGAAGAAGAACAAGAUUAAACCGGCCGGCGGGGAAACCCAGCACAGUCCUUCGACUGUCUUCGUCGCUGGCUUGCCGUAUUCCUUGACCAAUACUCAGCUGGAAGAGGCAUUUAGUGAAAUUGGACCGAUAAGGCGAUGCUUUAUGGUUACUAAGAAGGGUUCAACUGAGCAUCGUGGCUUUGGCUUUGUUCAAUUUGCUGCUGUUGAAGAUGCUGAUCGUGCUAUUGAGGCUAAGAAUGGAUCUAUGGUUGGGGGUCGGAAAAUCCAGGUGAAGCAUGCUACACAUCGUGCUCCUUUGGAGCAACGGCGAAAUAAAGGAAAUAAAGAAACUCAAUCAAACAGUGUUGUGGAGCCAGAAGAUGAAAAGGUCAAUUUAUCAUCUGAGGCAACAAAGCACGAGGGUCCUGUGAACGCACAGUUAACAGUCGUGAAAGAAAGUAAGGAGGUCCACUCCACUCCGAAAAACAGUGCAGAGACAGUCCAUCAAAGUGUUCCUGAGGACAAGCCGCCUUCAGAGAAGCAAAGAGUUGCGAAGACAGUCAUUUUUGGAGGUCUUCUAAAUGCUGAUAUGGCUAAAGAUGUUCAUCAACGUGCCAGUGAGUGUGGCACUGUGUGUUCUCUUAAGUACCCUCUUCCUAAAGAGGAGCUUGAGCAUCAUGGUCUAGCUAGAGAGGGAUGCCAACUGGAUGCUUCAUCAAUUCUUUUCACAAGUGUUAGGUCGGCACGAAAUGCUGUUGCAUCAUUGCAUCAAAAAGAGAUUCAUGGAGGACUUGUCUGGGCUCGUCAGCUUGGAGGAGAGGGCUCCAAGACCCAGAAGUGGAAGCUUAUAGUGCGGAAUCUUCCUUUCAAGGCUACUGUGAGUGAUAUAAAGAACAUGUUUUCAGAGGCGGCUUUUGUGUGGGACGUCAUUAUUCCUCAAAAUUCUGAGAAAGGGGGAUCUAAGGGGUUUGCUUUUGUUAAAUUAACAUCGAGGCAGGACGCCGAAAAAGUUAUCAAAGAUUUCAAUGGGAAACAUUUUGGUAAAAGACAAAUUGCUGUCGAUUGGGCUUUGUCAAAAAAGAUCUAUUCAUCCGGUGGUAAAUCUCUUGCUGAUUCAGAAGGGCAAAACAACGAUGGAGAGGAGAGUGAUAGCAGUGACUUGGAAGAUGAUGAUGUGGAAUAUAAUAACAAUUCCUUGCAAGAUAAAAAAGUUGAUGCCAUCUCAGAUGAGUCCGACUCAGAACAAGAACGAGAAAUUACUUUUGAUGAAGAAGCAGAUAUUGCACGGAGAGUUCUCAAUGCUAUAACUUCAUCAGCUUCUCAAGUGGCAGAUAUCUCUGAUACUGAUAUGCCUGAGGAAAACGAUGGUGAUGUGAAAUCUAGCAUAACUGAUGAAUCACCCAAUGCUAAAAAUAAGCCUAAACUGAAACCAGGCGAUGGGGAAGGCAAACUACUUGAUAAAGACCCCACUCAGAGACAAGAAGAGCUACAAAGAACGAUAUUUAUAAGCAACCUUCCAUUUGAUAUUAGUAAGGAAGAAGUGACACAGCGUUUCCUGACAUUUGGAGCUAUAGAAGCCUUCUUUCCAGUUCUUCAUCCGGUCACCAAGCGGCCAAGGGGAACAGGAUUUCUCAAAUUUAAAACAGCAGAUGGUGCUGAUGCAGCAGUUUUGGCAGCCAAUGCUGCUUCUGGUUUGGGUAUCCAUAUCAAGGGUAGGCAAUUGAAGAUUUUGAAGGCUUUAGAUAAGAAAGAAGCUCAAGAGAAGGUAUUAGAGAAGUCUAAAGAAAAGGAUGUUGACCACCGGAACCUGUAUCUGGCAAAGGAAGGUCUCAUCUUGGAGGGGACUCCGGCUGCUGAAGGUGUUUCAACAAGCGAUAUGCAUAAGCGCAAAAUGUUGAAAGAGAAAAAGGAGACUAAAUUACGAUCCCCAAACUUCCACGUGUCAAGGACAAGACUUGCAAUAUACAAUUUGCCAAAGUCCAUGAAUGACAAGAAGUUGAAGCAACUUUGUGUAAAUGCAGUUAAAUCAAGAGCAACUAAGCAAAAUCCUGAUAUUCGACAGGUAAUAAUCUUGAAAGAUCCAAAGAAAGGAAAUUCAGCUGGAAAGAAUGAUUCUCGUGGAGUUGCAUUUGUUGAGUUCUCUGAGCAUCAACAUGCUCUUGUAGCCUUGAGAGUUUUGAAUAAUAAUCCCGAGACUUUUGGUCCUGAGCAUCGCCCAAUUGUAGAGUUUGCUGUUGAUAACAUGCUGAAAUUGAGAAAUAGGAAAGACAUGCUUCUAGCCCGGAAGCAGCAGGGUUCCAGGAAUGACCAUGGGAAUUCACAGGAGAAUGACGAGUCUAAGGCAAAGGCUGAUCAUCCAAAAGAGAAGUCAAGAAAACGAAAAUCCAGAAAUGAUUCUAAAGAAGAUCCUAAAGCACCAGAUGCUAAAAUAGAAGGUGAAGUUGCUCCAGAGGAAGCUGGAGCUGGAAAGAAACAAAGAAGCCAUUUUACUGGUAAGAAGGAGAAGAAGAAAGAGCCGACGAGCUCAGGAAAACAAAUAGGUGACCACCAGAAACAGAGGAAACCUGAUGAAGCUACAACCGUUGAUGUCCAGAAAACUAGACUUCAGGAAAGAGGGCACCAGUUAAAUAGUAGAAAGAGGAGGUUCCAAGAAGAACAAUCACAACGGAAGGAACCCUUUAGUAUGGAGAAAAGGAAGAAGAGCAAGAGGAAUAAAGAUCCUCAGGGACGAGAUGUGGUGGAUAGGCUUGACACUCUGAUUGAACAAUAUAAGUCAAAAUUCACACGGCCAAAUUCAGACCAAACUGAUCCCGAGAAACAAGGAUCCAGAAAAAUCAGGAGAUGGUUCCAGUCAUGA
Molecule: messenger RNA, 2841 nt
Organism: Oldenlandia corymbosa var. corymbosa
Lineage: Eukaryota; Viridiplantae; Streptophyta; Magnoliopsida; Gentianales; Rubiaceae
Source: the annotation of a GenBank genome assembly